AUGGGUCGCCAUUUUUAUUUCCUUCCCCCUCCUUCUUUCAAGCGUUUAUUUAUUUAUUUUUUAUUAUUAUUAUUCAGGUUUGUUGUAUUUUUAUUUUCUUUAAUUUUUCCUUUUCUUUUUUUCUUAUUCCUUCCAGAAUUUUUACCCAUUUUCUUCUCGAUAUAUUUUCACUUCUUAUCUUCUUAUAAAUCGUUUUUCUUUCUUUUCCAUUUUUCUUUUCUUUCUUUCUUUUUGCUUUUCUUACUUCUUUUACUUCUUUCUUUUUCUUUUUCUCCUUUUUCUUUUCUUUUUCCUUUCUUUUGUGCAUUUUCUCUUUCUUUCCUUUCGUUACUUUUCUUUUUUCUUUCUUUCUUUUCUUUUUUACAUUCUUCCAUUCUUUCUUUUUUUCCUUUGAUAUUUUCUUCUAACCUCUUUCCUCCCACUAAGUCUUCUUUUGCAUUCAUUUCUUUCCUUUAUUUCCCUGCCUUUCAUACUUUGUUCAACUAUCUUCAACUGCAUACCUAUAAUCAAAAAUGUCUAAUUUAUUUCCUUCUCUCUCACCCUUUCUCUCUCACCCUUUCUCUCUCUCUUUUCCACUGCCUCUCUCUCUUUUUUCUCUCUCUCUCUCUCUCUCUCUGUUUUCUUCAUAUUUUCUUCUCUUUUUACUUCCAUUUUUUUCCAUUUUCCCCCGUCACUUUCUUUCAUUUUGCCAACGUCUCCUUCUCUACGUCAUCCCAUCUUCUUCACCUUUAUUCUUACAUACGUUCUUCACCGCCGCCUAUUUCUUACCUAGCACCUCACCCAGAAUAA
Messenger RNA from Acanthosepion pharaonis, 789 nucleotides. The record is from the annotation of a GenBank genome assembly. Lineage: Eukaryota; Metazoa; Mollusca; Cephalopoda; Sepiida; Sepiidae.